AUUUUGGGCACUUUUGUGGAAAUAUUUUGUAAAUAAAUCAACAUAAUUAAUUUUGCACUACUAGAAACGAAAACUUGUGGAAUUAUCUGCGGCUCUAAUAUAUUAUUAUAUCGCUUGAUGUGCUGUAUUAUUGGAGAAAGCUGUUUUAAAGAGUGUCGAUUUGUUUUCAACCGUGGCGACUUGUGAGACUUCGGUCGGAGAUAUUUGACAACUUAAAAUGGCGGCCCCUUUUGAACUCAAAAAUCAUUUUUAUUGUAUUAAUUUGAUGCUUUUGAGUGUAAAUCCUGCAGUGCAAUCAGUAAUAAUUUACGUUAUGAAAUAAGACUAAAGUGGUUUAAACAUGGAUCACAACUUGGAUGACUCUUUAAACUUGGAAGGUGCUAUGGAGAGUAUGGAUUUUGAUAAUUCCGGAGUGGUGGUAAAUCAGGCAGAUAUCACACUGGAGACAAGUGAACAUGAAGGAGAGAUCCCUAUGGAGUUCGAGGAGCAGCAAAUGUUAAUGGACACUGGAAGUGAAGAAAUUAUUGUUACAGAUUUUAUGGGUGAACAGUUCUCACUGCAAGAGUAUUCAGUGCAAGAUGAACAGACAAUUGAUUCAAACGUGACUGUUGAACUAAAUCAAAUAGGUGCGAUGACCCUCACAAUCAGAGACAAUGAUAGAUUUACAACUCGAGGCUGACUCUAUUCCACAAAGCAUCAGGCAAGCAACUGCUGUUCAGCCCAAAUUUGUAUCUGUGAAGGCUCCAGCAUCUGUCCGGACAGUAAAGAAGGCCGAGGCUGCAGCGGUGCCGCGGCAAGUGGCGAUAGCCCCGAAGCCCCCGAAGUUAGUACAGACGCAGAAAGCGACGUUCUCGUCGGGGAAGCAGUACGCGAUCGCGCCCAAGCCUGUGGCGCUCGUCAUGAACAAAAGCUUGAAGAAGGUGUCCUUAACUGGUGUGCAGGGAGUCAAGGGAAACUCUGUUAUAAGAACCCCAGUAAACAAACAGUUUGUUAUGCUCCCAACAGACGGCUCUCAGAAAAUAAAACUGAUGUCUGCCAGAACAGGUACCACGCUGCAGUGCGUUCCUUCUAGUUCGGAUCACGCACAGUUAAUACCGAAUAAGACUUUAGGUGCAACACAAAUUGCUAAGCCCAUUGUGGGAAAAGUCAUUGUGCAAGGUGGAACGACCCCGGACGCGAACAACCAGCCCGCCGUGAUACGGAAGUUGCUGCCGGCAGGCAAUGCCGCCACGCGCUACGUCAUGCAACCUAAAACUGUGCCCAUAUACAUUGGCGGCAACAAGGUUCUACUGGCUUCCCCCACGAAACAAGGAGUGAAACUUGGAAACAAGAAGCAACAAAUUAUAGCCAUCAAAUCGUCGCCGCAGAAAGUAAUGCCAGUCACUACACAAGCUAACACAGCCAAGAAAGUAGUUAUCACAGCGAAUCCAAAUAACGUUAUAUUGAAGACCACGGCGCCGCCAAAAGGACCUACGGUGUCAAAAGAUGGAAACAUUGUAUUGCAAGGACAACGCACACAACUUCAUCAAAUAAAUGUACCAGGGAAAGGGAUCCAGUACAUUCGCUUGAUAACGAACUCCGCGACGACUCCGUCUUCAGCAGCGAGUGCGUCGAGUGGGUCGAGUGUGCCUGCGCCGGCGCCGAAGCCCGGCUCAUGGGGUCCGCCCCUGGCACCCGCCAAAAGCUUUGUACUUACCGACACUAAGGGUAAUUUAAUUCAAAUGACGGCAGAAAAAAUGGUCGCCGGCCAACCGCCGCCUUUAGUUAUCACCGGAAACGUCGGUACGGCCGUACCAUCAAAGCAGGAGAGGAAACUCGUGAGGAUAGCGCCGGUCACCAGCAAAACCGGACAGCUCGUGACGACUGCAGUGCGAUCAUCACAAAGCCUGUUAGCGCCAGUGUUGCCAUCGAAAACUGAAGAACAGGAAGAGGAAAUACCGGAGCACACGGAAGAAGAACAGAUUGAGGAGGAAGUGGAGGACAUACUCGAGGAACAGACGGAUGAUAUGUUACACGCGAUCGACAUCAAAUACGAGAGAAUGCAGAGUCCCGUCAUAGAAGAAACUGCCCAGAGUAUGGAAAGUAACGAUAAUAAUAAAGAGGAGGAACACCCGCUCAUUGUGAUACCCUCCACAUUCAGACAAAUCCAAACCCAAUACAAAGAUUACACAGACAGUAGUAAACGAAAGGAGAAUAUUAUAUCGUAUUCCGAUGAUGACUCGAGGCAUUUAUUGGAAGAAUCAAAUUCCUUAACCAACAUGGUGAAUGUGGACGCCGAGAUAGUACCGUAUCAGUCGCCGCAGACACCACAAGCUCUUUCGGAGAGUGAUUUGGUGACAUCAGACCUCGGAUUGCGGCCGCGCAAGGCGUGCAACUGCACGAAGUCUCAAUGCCUCAAGUUGUACUGUGACUGCUUCGCCAACGGGGAGUUUUGCAACCACUGUAAUUGCAACAACUGCCACAACAACCUUGAGAAUGAGGAGUUGCGACAGAAGGCCAUCAGAGCAUGCCUUGACAGAAACCCUAAUGCUUUCAGGCCAAAAAUUGGUAAAGCGAAGAGCGGCGGUCCGGAAAUUAUCCGACGACACAACAAAGGAUGCAACUGUAAAAGAAGUGGCUGUCUCAAGAAUUACUGCGAAUGUUAUGAAGCAAAAAUCGCGUGCACAGCAAUGUGUAAGUGCGUGGGAUGUCGGAAUGUGGAGGAAACGCUGGAGAGGAGACGCAGCAUGCAGCUGAGGGAAAAACUUGCAGACUCGUCAUUUAGACCACCCACUCUUGGACAAGUCAACAGGCAGCCGUGUAGCUUCAUGACGACGGAGGUGAUAGAGGCGGUGUGCCAGUGCCUGGUGGCGGCGGCGGUGGAGAGCGGCGCGGAGGCGGAAGCGAGCGCGGAGGCGGACGCGGACGCGGAAGCGGAGGAUGAUCCCGACCCCAUGCGCGACGUCAUCGAGGAGUUCGCGCGAUGCCUGCAGGAGAUCAUCGGCGCCUCGCAUCACGCCGGACCGCAGGAGGGACAUGCGUGACAACCACGAAAUUAAUCCGCCGUCAAGACAGAGGUGUAUCAUUAGUAUACAGUAUAAUCUGGCAUUAUUCCACAUAUUAUUUGCUUAGGUUUUGACUUCUCAUAAAAUACGUAUCUUCUUCAUAGUGAAGAAUGUACAGUUAAUUUUUAACAUGUAAUGCUAUUAUGAAAAUGUGAUAGAAAUAGCAUAGCAGCAAAGGAAAUAUUAAACUGUCGCUUAUCUCAA
Molecule: messenger RNA, 3248 nt
Organism: Manduca sexta (tobacco hornworm)
Lineage: Eukaryota; Metazoa; Arthropoda; Insecta; Lepidoptera; Sphingidae
Product: protein lin-54 homolog
Exons: 22
Coding region: 654-3023 (789 amino acids)
Biological process (GO): regulation of DNA-templated transcription
Cellular component (GO): nucleus
Source: RefSeq, a predicted model, not a curated record